AUGGACGUCUCCAACGUUUUCCUCCAUGGCCAUCUUGAGGAGCAGGUCUAUUGCCAGCAGCCUACAGGGUUCAUCGACGACACUUGUCCGGAGCAUGUUUGCCUGCUUUCUCGCUCCUUGUACGGGCUCAAGCAGGCUCCCCGCGCUUGGUACCAGCGCAUUGCAGCAUUUCUUCAUCAGCUCGGCUUCCGCUCCGCUCGCUCCGAUGCUUCGCUGUUCAUUUACCAACACGGGGAUGCUACCGCCUACUUACUACUUUAUGUCGACGACAUCAUCCUGACAGCUUGCUCUAGUGCUCUUCUUCGACAGCUUACCGAUCGUCUUCGCGCUGAGUUUGCCAUUAAGGACCUUGGUCCUCUGCACUAUUUCCUCGGCAUCGAGGUUGUUCGACGUGCGGAUGGUUUCUUUCUUCAUCAGCGGAAGUAUGCUCAUGAGCUUCUUGAUCGCGCUGGGAUGCUUAAUUGCAAACCCGCGCCUACUCCUGUCGACACGAAGGCCAAGCUCUCUGCCACCGACGGCUCACCUGCUUCGGAUGCUUCGUUUUAUCGGUCUAUUGUGGGAGCCCUUCAGUAUCUCACCCUGACACGACCGGAGCUUCAGUAUGCUGUCCAGCAGGUCUGCUUACACAUGCAUGCCCCUCGUGAUGCUCACUGGACCGCGGUCAAACGUGUUCUCCGUUACAUCCGCGGCACCAUGGAUCUCGGAUUGACUCUUCAUGCCUCCACUGCUAUGGACAUCACCGCCUAUUCUGAUGCUGACUGGGCCGGCUGCCCCGACACGCGACGUUCCACCUCGGGGUAUUGUGUUUAUCUUGGACCGUCCUUGAUCUCUUGGUCGUCUAAACGGCAGCCCACAGUUUCUCGCUCCAGCGCUGAGGCAGAAUAUCGAGCGGUGGCUAAUGUUGUUGCAGAGUGCUCCUGGCUUCGUCAACUUCUUCAUGAGCUCUCUUGUCCUGUCAACGAGGCCACGAUUGUCUACUGCGACAACGUCUCCGCGGUUUACCUCUCCGCCAACCCGGUUCAUCAUCGUCGCACCAAGCACAUUGAGCUGGAUAUUCAUUUUGUUCGGGAACAGUUAGCCAGAUUACAGAAGCAGUUCUUGGAGGAUUCUAAAGGAAAAGAUGAGGUGUCAGAAGGAGUUCAUGAUAAUGAUAAUUACAAAGAGUUAUCUCUCAAGGAAAUUAAUGAGCACAUUAGAAGAAUGGAAGGGCCAAGCUCAUCAACAAAUCCUGAGUUGCAGAUCGCUCAAUAG
Aegilops tauschii subsp. strangulata is the source of this 1251-nucleotide messenger RNA. Lineage: Eukaryota; Viridiplantae; Streptophyta; Magnoliopsida; Poales; Poaceae. The record is from RefSeq and is a predicted model, not a curated record.